Molecule: messenger RNA, 3358 nt
Organism: Papilio xuthus (Asian swallowtail)
Lineage: Eukaryota; Metazoa; Arthropoda; Insecta; Lepidoptera; Papilionidae
Gene: AP-1gamma
Product: adaptor protein complex 1, gamma subunit
Exons: 20
Coding region: 106-2778 (890 amino acids)
Biological process (GO): intracellular protein transport; vesicle-mediated transport
Cellular component (GO): Golgi apparatus; membrane coat; AP-1 adaptor complex
Source: RefSeq, a predicted model, not a curated record
AAAACACCUCUGAUAACAGUACAGUUUGCACUGUAUGUGUAUUGUGAACUACUGUGUCGUACUGAAAUGUUGAGUGAUAUUUAAUUUUGCGUGUUUAAAGCAAAUAUGGCUUAUCCAAUGUAUGAAGUUGAUUGGAGUGUUUUACCGCCAGAACAAAAUAGAAGGUUUAACCCGGCAUUCAAUAUCGCUACCAUAAAACAAGUGGUAAAUGAGGCUAUUGAAAGAGUCGCACCGGUUUCAGUGCGAAUGCCAACGCCCACUCGGCUUCGGGACCUCAUCAGACAGAUCCGAGCAGCGAGAACAGCGGCAGAGGAACGAAGUGUUGUUAACAAGGAGUGUGCAUACAUCAGAUCGACGUUCAGAGAAGAGGACAGUGUUUGGAGAUGUCGGAACAUUGCGAAACUCUUGUACAUCCACAUGCUUGGGUACCCGGCACACUUUGGUCAGCUGGAGUGUCUCAAGCUGAUCGCCAGUCCACGCUUCACGGACAAGCGCGUUGGUUACCUAGGCGCUAUGUUGCUGCUGGAUGAACGGCAAGACGUACAUCUACUUAUUACUAAUUGCUUAAAGAAUGAUUUAAAUAGCAACACCCAGUUCGUAGUCGGUUUGGCGUUAUGCACGCUCGGUGCUAUCGCCUCGCCGGAGAUGGCGAGGGACCUCGCCUCCGAAGUGGAGAGACUCAUUAAAUCGCCUAACGCCUACAUCAAGAAGAAAGCUGCCUUAUGCGCCUUCAGGAUCAUUAGAAGAGUGCCAGAUUUAAUGGAAAUGUUUCUACCAGCCACAAGAAGUCUGUUGACUGAGAAAAAUCAUGGUGUUCUCAUCACUGGCGUGACCCUCAUCACCGAAAUGUGUGAGAACAGUCCCGACACACUCAAUCAUUUUAAAAAGGAGAGCGGACAGCGCGAGAUUGUUCCAAAUCUGGUGAGAAUAUUGAAGAAUCUAAUAUUAGCGGGGUAUUCACCUGAACAUGAUGUCAGCGGUAUAUCUGAUCCAUUUCUACAGGUUAAAAUUCUCCGUCUACUAAGAAUACUUGGUAAGAAUGACGCAGAAGCAUCCGAAGCAAUGAAUGACAUAUUGGCCCAAGUCGCUACAAACACUGAGACAAGUAAAAACGUCGGUAAUACAAUAUUAUACGAAACUGUACUCUCCAUCAUGGAUAUUAAGUCUGAGAGUAGCUUGCGUGUACUAGCUAUCAACAUCCUGGGACGAUUUCUACUGAAUAAUGAUAAAAAUAUAAGAUAUGUUGCACUGAAUACAUUGCUAAGGACGGUACACGUGGAUACAUCAGCUGUUCAAAGACAUAGGACUACUAUACUGGAGUGCUUAAAGGACCCGGACGUGUCGAUCAGGCGUCGCGCGAUGGAGCUGUCGUUCGCGCUGAUGAACAGCCAGAACAUCCGCGGCAUGAUGAAGGAGCUGCUGGUGUUCCUGGAGCGCGCGGAGGCGGAGUGCCGCGCGCACUGCUCCAGCGCCAUGGUGCUCGCCGCCGAGCGGUACGCGCCCUCCAGCAAGUGGCAUCUCGACACGCUCUUCCGUCUGCUGCUCAAGGCCGGCAACUACCUGCGUGAUGACACGGUGUCCAGCACCAUACAGAUAAUAUCCGCGGCGCCGGCGGAGCGCCAGGCCUACGCCGCCAUGAGGCUCUGGACAUCGCUGGAGCGCUCCGCCGUCUCCGGAGACGCCACAGAGAAACAACCGCUUGUUCAGGUGGCAGCGUGGACAAUCGGAGAGUACGGAGAUCUGCUAGUGUCAGAAGCCAGUAGUGCUAUAUCUAUGGUGGAUGAGGAUGGCUUUGAUGAGUUCACGCGCCCAUCUGAGGAGUACGUGAUAGAUAUUUACCAGAAGCUACUGUGGUCGACGCAGCUGUCCAUCACAACUAAGGAGUACCUGCUGCUUUCGCUCGCCAAGCUCUCCACGAGAUUCACCACUAGACCCAGUCAGGAUAAAAUUCGCGUGAUAAUCGACACUUUCGGUUCACACAUACACAUUGAGUUGCAGCAGAGAGGCGUGGAGCUAUCACAACUUUACAGGCAAUACGCGCAUUUACGACCGGCGUUGUUGGAACGUAUGCCGGCCAUGGAGGCGCCGGCUGGUGAGAGAGAUGAUAGUGACGCUGAAGGAGACGCGCCAGCAGACUCGCCACAACAUCGCGCUGACAGGCCGCAGCCGGACGCACUGCUCGACCUGAUCAUUGGGUCGGAGCCGCUGUCGAACGGCGACGCGGAGCACGACCUGCCCGCCGCCACCGCACCACCGCCAGACAACAAUAACACUACAACUACCAAUGACAUUCUGGACCUGUUGAGCGGUUUGGACCUGAGCUCUCCGAGUGUGCCGGCGCCCGCCCCGCUCACCAGCAGCGCGCCCGCCACCAACCUGCUGCUCGACGGACUCUUCUCAUCACCUGCACCCACACAACCUGUAUCACAACCUGAGACGACGGUAACAGCAUUAGAGCGCAACGGUCUGCGUGUGGAGUUCGUGGUGUGCAGCGGCGGAGACACCGCCACCCUCACCAUGCGGGCACUCUCCACUGCGCGCUCAGCUCUCACUGACUUCUUGUUCCAAGCUGCCGUACCCAGAACGUUCAGAUUGGACAUGAUGUCGCCAUCAGGCACGGUGCUCACGCCGCAGGGGGAGAUCACGCAAGUUCUCAAAGUCACCAAUCCAUCCAGGACACCAUUACGGUUACGAAUAAGAGUAUCCUACAACAUCGAGGGCUCGCCCGUGCUCGAGCAGGCGGAGGUCAACAACUUCCCGCCUGAUCUGUUCAACUGACGAGCGACCAUCUGACUGACACCGCGGACAAUGACACCCGCACAGUGUUGACACCAACAUGAAGAGCAUGUUAACCUCCGCAAAGGCUCACAGUCGAAUUUAAUGGAAAUGACAAAUUAUAUCUACACAUGACAGUGGCAGACUAUAUCAACGUCUUGUAGGGAUGGGCCUUCAUCUAACGAAUUAGUAAAAUCAACUGUUGAUCACUUUUCAACAUCUCAACCGUUGACUUUUUUAUUUAACUUGUUGAAUUCAACAUAAAUUUACAUUACAAUUACUGGUUGUCUUUUUUCCUCUGCCAGUUGAAUCAUUGUUCGUUGAAUCUAUGAUUAAUUACUUGACAAAAUCAACUUGUUUUUCUAAUAAUUGAAAAUGGCAAGUUUAUGGUUUUAUUGACCCCAAAAACAUUCAACGACACAUCCCUAAAGUCUAUGGAUUUAUAUUGGUAGAGUAAAAUGUCUAAAUUGACAUGUCUAUUUUUAAUAAGUCUGUGAAUACAGCCUUAUAAAGAUGUAGCGGUUGAAAUAGAUUUAUUAAAAUUUAACAUUUCCAUUGAAUUCGACUAAAAAUAUAAAAAAAA